This is a messenger RNA of Plasmodium yoelii, 4068 nucleotides long. RefSeq names its product amino acid transporter, putative. The record is from RefSeq and is a predicted model, not a curated record. Lineage: Eukaryota; Apicomplexa; Aconoidasida; Haemosporida; Plasmodiidae. Gene Ontology annotation, biological process: sodium ion transmembrane transport. Gene Ontology annotation, cellular component: membrane. The transcript has a single exon. The coding region runs from base 1 to 4068 and encodes 1355 amino acids.
AUGUCCCCAAAAGAGCAUGAACAUGAUACAAAUGAAUUUUCCCAUGAAAAAAGAAAAAAAAAGAAAAAAAUAGAUAAAUGGAAUAUAUCACAUACAAAAGGAUCCAAUGAUUUAAAAAGCUAUUUAUAUAGCAUGUGUAUAAAUUUUUCUUAUAGUGAUAUUUAUCAAGAAUAUAUAAGUCGAUUAAGUUUGAAUUCGUAUAAUAAUUGUGAUUAUGAUCAAAUAAGAAGAAGUUGUUAUAUAUCUAAAAAUGAUUUUUUAAAAUAUUAUAAUUUUCUAUUAUAUGAUAAUAAUUUUGAGUUAGAAGAAGAAGAAGAAAAUAAUGAUGUAGAUGAAUUUUCUUUUUUUUUUAAAAAUCCAAAUAAUUCGAGUGAUAUUGAAGAAGUGGCAACUUAUUUGAUAGGAAAAUGUGAUGGCGAUACAAAAGAAAACAAAGAAAAAUAUAAAGAAAGAGCUCAUAAAAUAAUAAAAAAAUUAAUAUUAAAUAAAUAUAGAAAUAAAAACAUGUUAUUAACAAUGAGUACAGAUGAUGAUGAUGAUGAUAAUAAUAGUGAUAUAGCAGAAAAAUCAAAAAAAAAAAAAUAUCAAAAUGAGCAAACAGAUAGAAAACGAAAAAAUAGUACAAAUUAUUAUGAUUUAGAAAGUUCCACUUUGGGGAAGUUUAAUGCAAAUGCGCAAAAUAAAUUUUAUAAUAAUUGUGAGCUGAUAAAAAGUGAAGAAAAUUAUGAGAAAAAUUAUGAGAAAAAUGAGAAUGAGAAAAAUUACUUCCCCAAGAUAAUAAAAAAAUCAUUUUUUUUGCUUCGCAAUUUUGUUAUUGAUAAGAAUGAAAUUUCUUUUAUGUCUAAUUUAAAUAUUUACUUUUUAAAUUAUGAAAAUGUUUCAAAAAAUGAAAUAAAAAAUGUACAUAAUAAUCACUAUUUUUAUAUGUUAAAUAAUUUGUCUGCAUCAAAAAAUGACCCAUCUGUUGAAAUGUAUUAUAAUUUUUAUAAAAAGUUAGUAAGAGAUAAAAUAAAUCUAAGUAAUGAUUCUUUAAAAAUAGAAGAUGAAGAAAUAAAAAGGGAGCCAAUAUUAGAUAGAAUAAAAUAUGAUGAAAAUAUUUAUGGGUCGAAUACAUCCGAGAAAUUUAUGAAAGAUAGUAUUAUAUCAUCAAAAAAUACACAAAUAAAUAUCAAAAAUGUGAAUAAACUUUCAUAUGAUGAUAGCUAUUCGAUAUUGUCUUAUAAAGGGAAAAGUGAAAUAAGUAUGCAAAAUGUAACAAAAAAUGUAACGAAAAAUGAAUCAGCUUUAUCAAAGACAGAACAUAACAGUUAUAGAAGGAGAAGUAUGAAAAGAUUAUGUUCUGAAGAAAUUGAAGUAUAUUUUAAAAAAGUAAUAAAAAAUGAAAUAAUAAGUUUUAAUCAAAAAAGAAUUGAUAAUAAAGAUAAAUGGAAUACAUUAUUUUCAUUUAUGUUUUCAUGUAUUGGUGCCUCAUUAAGUACCCAUUGUUAUUUAGAUUUAUCUGAAAUAAAAACAAAAAUAGAUUUUUUUUUACUUUUUUCACUUAUUAUAAUUUGUUAUAUAUUUAUUGGAUUGCCAUUAUUACAAAUGGAAUUCUCACUUGGACAAAUAUCACAAUCUUCUGUUGUAAAUUCUUUUAGUUUUUUAAAAAAAAAAUAUACAGGUAUUGGUAUUAUUACUUUAAUAAUAACAUUUAAUAUAUUAUCAAAAAAUAUAUAUAAAAGUGUAGAUACUGUUAUCAUUAUUACAAAUUCAAUAAAAAAACCUUUACCUUGGCAAACAAAUUAUUGUGAAAAAAUAAAAUCUAAAGAGAUAUGUAUUCAAGAUGAAAGAUGUAGAUGGGUAUUCAUAUCUUCAGAAACAGAAAUUCCAAAAAAAAAUUAUAAAAGAAUAAUAAAAAAACAAAAUAAUAUAUUCCCAUAUUUAAAUCCACAAAAUAAUACUAAACUUUUAAUUGUACCAAAAAUGGAAUGUAAAUCAAUAGGAAUUUUAGAAGGGAUUCAUUUUUUUUCAAAAGAUAUAAAUAUUUAUUGGAAAGUUACAUAUUUAUUAUUAAUUAUGUUAAUAUUAUAUAUUUUGUUAAGAGUAGAAGAGAUGACUUGUAAUAAAUUCUUACAAUAUUCUUUUUUAUUUUUUAUAACAAAUUGUAUUUUCCAGAUGAUACAAAUGUAUAGUAAAAUUUGUCUACAUUGUAAUAAUAUUCAAAAUGGUGUUAAUUCUGGUUAUAAAGAAAAAAGUAUAUUUUGGGGAGAAGAUAAUUUAUUCUAUAUAAAUAUAAAAUUUAUUGGAAAGAUAAUAAAUAUUGUACUAAUUUCUAUUAAUUGUUCUACAGGAAUAAAUUUUAUGUUUUCAUCAUAUACGAAUAUAGGAGAUAAUAUAUUACCAUUUAUUCCAUAUAUUAUAUUAGGAUCUUUAAUUGGAAUAGUAAUACAUUUUGGAUAUUAUUAUUUAUGUAUAUCUAUUAUAAUAAAAUAUGGAAAUGUAUAUGAUGGUAUAGAAUUGAAUAACUUACUUAUGGGUUUAAAUAUAUUACCAAUUAAUUAUGGUUCUUUUGAAGAUUUGUUUAAAAAAGAGAAAACAGUUAUAAAAAAUAAGAUAAUAUAUUUUAUAGCUUUAUCAAAAAUGAAUUUACCAAAUAUUAUGACUUUUACAUAUUUUUUGUCAUCUUUAUUAUUAUUACUUAUAUCUUGUUCUAUACAUUUAAAAGGAAUUUUAUUAAUUUUAAAAGAAAGUAAAAAAUUAAUAAAUUAUAAAAAAAAAAUUAUUAGUAUAUUUAUAAUUAUUUUAUAUUUUUUUAUUGUUUUAUUUAUUAUUGUAUUUCCAGUAUGUCACAAAAUUAAUUUAUUAAUAGACAACAUUAUAUCACAUUACAUUUAUUUUUUUGUUAUUUGUUUACAACUAAUAUGUGUAACAUGGAUAUAUAAUUUUGAUAGUAUAAAAAUUUUUAUAAAAAUAAACUUAUUAGAAUAUAUUUGUCUUUUUAUUUUAUUUUUUUUUAUAUCUUUAUUUAUUCCUAUUUUUAUAUAUUUAUAUAGAAAUAGAAAUAAGAUGGUUGGAUCGAACCCAUUUUAUUUUUCACUUAUAUUUUUUUUAUUUUUAAUUUUAUCAUUUUUACUUAUUAACAUUUUUAUUACUGUGUACAGAAAUAAAGGGAAUACAAAAUUCAAGACAAAAUUAUAUUUUUUAUAUUUAUUUAAUAUUGAUAUAUUUAGGAAAAAAUUAAAUAAUAUACUAUAUGGAAAAAAACGUACUUAUAAUUUGGGAGAAAAACAUACAAUAUGUUUAUACCCUUAUUUUCAAAAGCUUAGUAUAACAUGGUGUUUAUUAGUUAAAUAUGUAAUUCCAUUUUUUUUAAUUUUUAUUUUUUCAUCUAAUUCAAUAUAUAAUAUUCAUGACAUUUUUAUUUCUAACAAGUAUAGUGAACAAACCAAAGCAACACCGAUUUAUUCCAAAAAUGGCCAAAGCGGGAAAAAUGGGCAAAAUAGGCAAAACGGGAAAAAUGUACAAAAUUGGCAAAACAUUCCACCAAACAAUCUACGAAUAAAUAAUAAUAUAAAUUUAAAGAGUGGAGAAAAUGGAAAUUUAAAUGUCUUUAUAAAUAAACAAAAUGAAUAUAAAAAACAAAACUUACUGAAUGAAGGAAUAAAAAAAAAUAAAUACGGAUUUGGACUGUUGAUACAAUAUAUAGUAUCAAUAAUAAUGAUAAUAAUUAUAUGCUUAUUUUCAGUAGCCCCUUUUAUAAAUUCUAAAAAUUUAUCUAUAUUUGUUUUACCCUUAACACACAUAUGGAAUAUUAAUGAUAUUCAAAUAAAAAAAAAAAAACCUAUAAAUUAUUUAUAUACAAGAUAUAUAUAUUUUUUUGAAGAGAUUUUACCGUGUGAAAAAAUUAUGCCAUUUUAUGUUUGGGAACAUAUACAAAAACAUAUAAAAGAUGAAAGUUUUAUAACAUCAUUAAAAAGAGAAAAUGAAAAUAAUUCUAAUAUUAAUGAUAAAAGUUUUAUUAACAUGAAUAAAGACAAUUAUGAAAAAUAUAUAUUAGAUUUAAUUGGAACUAUCUUCAAAUCGUUGUAA